Mytilus californianus (California mussel) is the source of this 2282-nucleotide messenger RNA. RefSeq lists its product as uncharacterized. The coding region runs from base 427 to 1566 and encodes 379 amino acids. The transcript has 4 exons. The record is from RefSeq and is a predicted model, not a curated record. Lineage: Eukaryota; Metazoa; Mollusca; Bivalvia; Mytilida; Mytilidae.
UUCCGGACGGCAACCAUAUUUGCAUUCCUGUUUACAUUAGUUACGUUCGUUAUGGUUUUCAAUUGUGUCGUGUUUAAGUGUUUUAACCGGCAAAGUACGUCAGAUAAGGAGAAUCGUUGUAGCUUUUUUCGUUUCCCAAAGGACGCAAGGAAGAGGAAAGCAUAGAUAAAAGCUGUAAACAGGGCAGACUGGGCUCCAAACGAGUACAGUAGGAUUUGUUCUGCACAUUUUGUUGACGGGUGGCACAGCGACGACCCCAGUGAUGUGAAUUACAGGCCAACAAUAUUUUCUUACAAAGAAAAAGACCCUUCUGUGUCUGAGCAAGAUCGAAAUGUCAGACUUGCCAGUAGAAAUUUGUUGCAGACUGUUAAAGAACAGAAGUUAAAGGUCCAGGAAACAGAGACAGCAUGCCUAACCAGCUCAGUCAUGAUGCAUUCAUCAUAUGCCAUUACUGGACCAGAUGUGGAGAUGGAAGAGUUACAUGAACCUCCAGUCUAUGAUCAGCUUGACAAGAGUUUGUCAGAUACAAGCAUGUUACUUACAUCCAAUGUUGGGUCUCAGUGUGAUACAGAUCCCUUAUUAGAGGAAAAUAUGUUGCUGAGGAAAGAAAACGAAGAAUUGAGAGCUGCACUGCAACACCACAAAUGGACUAUACAGAAAAUAGAAGACAAUGACCAAAAGACCAGGUUCUACACAGGUCUACCUAAGUUUGUAGUGUUCAUGUGGCUCUUCAAUUAUCUGAAACCGAAGGCAGAAAGGAUGCAGUACUGGACUGGUUCAGAGACCUGUCAGAAGCAAGAUAGACAACGAGCAUCAACCAGCUGCAUUGAUUUGAUCGAUCAGUUUUUCGCAGUCUUAAUGAGACUUAGAUUAGGACUUUUUGUUCGAGAUAUAGCAGAAAGGUUCAAAAUUUCGGAAUCAACAUUUUCUAAAUAUUUUUCUUCGUGGCUAUUAUUAUUGUAUGAAGAGCUAAAAGUCAUUAACCCAUUUCCAAGCAGAGAAAUAGUUGACCGUACCAUGCCAGAUGCUUUUAAGUCCAGAUAUCCCAAAACAAGGGUUAUUAUAGACUGUACAGAAAUUUUUUUACAACGUUCUGCUAGUCUUGUUAAUCAAAGCCUUACAUAUUCCAAUUAUAAAAAUCAUAAUACUGUAAAAUUUUUAGUUGGAAUCACUCCAUCUGGCGUUAUAUCUUUUGUUUCAGAAGGUUGGGGUGGUAGAGUUUCUGACAGGCAGAUAACUCUUGAAUCUGGUAUACUAGAUUUAUUGGAUGAGAAUGACUCUGUAAUGGCUGACAAAGGCUUUACUAUAAAAGAUUUAUUAGAAAAAAAGAAUUGUACUCUAAAUAUGCCACCCUUUAAAGGUAUUUCUGCUCAGUUUACAACUGAACAGGUUUUUGAAACACAAGAAAUUGCUAAGUUAAGAAUUCAUGUGGAAAGGAGUAUUGGAAGAGUGAAAAAUUUUCAUAUUUUUGAUGGUGUUAUGCCUUUAUCUAUUGCACCACAAUCUACACAAAUUUUUAAAGUGUGUUGUUGGUUAACAAAUUUUGAUGAACCCCUAGUCAAGUAAUAGGCUGUAAGUCUUAGUCUUUGAUAAAUAAAAUGUUACACAAAGUUCACUGAAUAUAAGAAUUUAAAGGUCUAUUUUCAAAAAGUUUUCAACAAAUAAAAAGAAUCAAUGAUGAUGGUCAGUUAUUUCCUGAUUGAAUUCCUGAUUCUGUAUUUCAAUAAUUAUAAGACUUGAUUACUCUUCUCAGCCUAUUUGCCAAUUCUGUAAUAAGAGAUUAAUUUCCUUGAGUUGCUUCACUUAAGACAUAAUAUUUUAUUGACAAUGAGAUAGCAGAAAUAUUUAUCUUCAUGUUAUGUAUGAGAUCUUAUAAAGUUUUAAAAAUAUUGUCAUUCCAUUUAAUCUUUUAUUAAGCUAAAAACGUUUGAUGCCAAUACUUGCUUCUUUUUUUCAAACUGAUGACAAAUUGGCAAAUGGACUAUUAUGAUAUGUUUAAAGUAGCAUUUUGUCUGUCAAAGUUGUAAUACAUGCACUGUAGGAAUUAACUCAUAAUAUUUUCAUGCUAUGCUCAAUAAUAUUGUACAUUAUAGAAAAUGAUUCUUGUUCAAUGUUUUUUUUAUUACAGUGCAAUUUCCAGACAUUCUUUUGUCACUUUAAAAUCAUUUUAAGGAGUACUUUGAGGGUAAACGCAAACAUCAAAUCAUUGGUUUCACGAUGGAUAAGUUUUUGAAUGAAAGAAAUUAUACAGAUUCAUUAAUUUUGUCAUUUUUAGAAUUAAA